This is a messenger RNA of Hypanus sabinus (Atlantic stingray), 858 nucleotides long. RefSeq names its product ecto-ADP-ribosyltransferase 5-like. NCBI's taxonomy places the organism in Eukaryota, Metazoa, Chordata, Chondrichthyes, Myliobatiformes, Dasyatidae. Gene Ontology annotation, molecular function: NAD+-protein-arginine ADP-ribosyltransferase activity; NAD+ poly-ADP-ribosyltransferase activity. The transcript has a single exon. The coding region runs from base 1 to 858 and encodes 285 amino acids. The record is from RefSeq and is a predicted model, not a curated record.
AUGGCGGCAAAAUCGGCUGAUUACCACUUCACCCACAGCCCAGAAUCAGACAGGAUAGCCAUCGACUACAUUGAGGUGGAGCGCAAGAACAACGCAACACCCUUUGACACUGCUUGGAUCAGAGCCUCUGAAGAGUGGAAGUACAGGAGGUCAGAGGUCAGCAUUCCUGAGGGACUGCUAGAGGAGCACAUCAUAGCAGUCCUAUGCUACACUUUAGACGAGCCACCUCUCUACAGGUACUUGAAUCAAGCCAUAAGAAACUAUGGUGUGAGUGAUGAAGUAUAUUCCAAGUGCUUCCAUUACAAAAGUCUGCACUAUCUCCUGUCAGUUACUCUCAGCGUAUUAUGGAACAGCACUUGGAGUCUUGCUGAAGGAACAGAGGUCUACAGAGGGAUGGACAGGAAGGUACAGGUCAGCGAGGGAGCAAACAUUCGUUUUGGACAGUUUGCUUCCACAUCUUUGGACCUAACGCAGUCUGUUUCAACCUUCACUGACAGCGAUGCAGAUACUAAUACUCUCUUCAACAUCACUACAGUGCAUGGUGUUGCUAUCCAGAAUCUCUCCUUCUUCCGCAGAGAAGAGGAGGUGCUCAUCCCGCCUUAUGAAGUGUUUAAAGUUGUCAAAGUGGUAGACUGGGAAGGUGAAUAUGGGGUCCUGGGUGCUAACAUUGUCCUUUCUUCCAUUGGGACUCAACAGACAGAGGUGCGGAUGGAGUUGGAUGAUCUUGGACACCUGCAGGUGGUGAGGGUGCUGGAAGCUGCCUCUCCUUGGUGGAUCUCCAUUUUGGUCAUUCUGCUGGUCCUGUUGCUUGCUGCCUGCAUUAUGCUUGUGGUGAAGCAGAAGCUCAUUACUGGCUGA